CGCUUUUUGAGGGCCAGGCCGCUCGCUUUCCUCAGAAGCGGAGGGGUUCUGAGCGACGUUGCUGAGCGGUCUGCGUUUAUCCAGACGGUUGCCAUCGCAACGCGGACAUCCGGACAGCUCUACUUCCGGGUCACACGGCGGCGCAGGCGCAGAAAGAACGUGCUGAGCUCGGGCCUCCGAGCUUUUUCUCCGGGGUUUUUUGAGGCGCUUCAGAGACCAGGAUCAGACGCGCCCGCGAAGCUGGACAGAGUCCCGGGCGCUGCUGAGCGCGGCUGCGGCCACACGGAAAGACCGGGUCGGGCGGAGUGGAAGCGCGACCGCGGCCAUGGCGGCGCUGGGCCCCGGCAGCCAGAACGUCACCGAGUACGUCGUUCGAGUCCCCAAGAACACAACAAAAAAAUACAACAUAAUGGCUUUUAAUGCGGCUGACAAGGUCAACUUUGCUACUUGGAAUCAGGCUCGGCUUGAGCGAGACCUGAGCAACAAGAAGAUUUAUCAGGAGGAAGAGAUGCCUGAGUCGGGUGCGGGCAGCGAGUUCAACCGCAAACUACGGGAGGAGGCCCGUCGCAAGAAGUAUGGCAUUGUCCUGAAGGAGUUCCGGCCUGAGGACCAGCCCUGGCUGCUGCGGGUGAAUGGCAAAACAGGCCGGAAGUUCAGGGGCAUAAAGAAGGGUGGUGUGACCGAGAACACUUCCUACUACAUCUUCACACAAUGUCCCGAUGGGGCCUUUGAGGCAUUCCCUGUGCACAACUGGUAUAAUUUCACACCGCUGGCCCGGCACCGCACUCUCACUGCUGAGGAGGCUGAGGAGGAGUGGGAGAGGAGGAACAAGGUCCUGAACCAUUUCAGCAUCAUGCAGCAGCGGCGGCUGAAAGACCAGGACCAGGAGGAGGAUGAGGAGGACAAGGAGAAGCGCAGCCGCAAGAAGGCUAGCGAGCUGCGCAUCCAUGACCUGGAGGACGACCUGGAGAUGUCCUCGGAUGCUAGCGAUGCUAGUGGAGAGGAUGGCAGCAGAGCUCCUAAGACCAAGAAGAAGGCACCACUGACCAAGGCAGGCCGGAAGAAGAAGAAGAAGAAGGGAUCUGAUGACGAGGCCUUUGAGGACAGCGAUGAUGGAGACUUUGAGGGCCAGGAGGUGGACUACAUGUCAGACGGCUCCAGCUCUGCAGAUGAGAUGGAGGGCAAGCCCAAGGUGCCGCAGCAGGAGGAGGGCCCCAAGGGUGUGGACGAGCAGAGCGAGAGCAGUGAGGAAAGCGAGGAGGAGAAGCCCCCAGAGGAAGAGAAGGAGGAGGAGGAGGAGAAGAAGGCUCCCACCCCACAGGAGAAGAAGCGCAGGAGAGACAGCAGUGACGAAUCGGACAGCUCAGAGGAGAGUGACAUCGAUAGUGAGACCUCCUCUGCCCUCUUCAUGGCGAAGAAGAAGACACCCCCUAAGAGGGAGCGGAAGCCGUCUGGGGGGAGCUCUAGGGGCAACAGCCGCCCUGGCACACCUAGCACGGAAGCAGGCAGUACUUCGUCCACCCUGCGAGCCGCCGCCACCAAGCUGGAGCAAGGAAAGCGGGUCAGUGAGACACCAGCGGCCAAGCGCCUGCGUCUGGAUGCAGGGUCCCAGAGCCUGUCAGGGAAAUCCACCCCACAGCCACCAUCCGGGAAGUCCACACCCAGCAGUGGUGAUGUGCAGGUGACUGAGGAGGCCGUGCGCCGCUACUUAACACGUAAGCCCAUGACCACAAAGGACCUGCUGAAGAAGUUCCAGACCAAGAAGACUGGGCUGAGCAGCGAGCAGACAGUGAACGUGCUGGCCCAGAUCCUGAAACGCCUCAACCCCGAGCGCAAGAUGGUCAAUGACAAGAUGCACUUCUCCCUCAAAGAGUGAUGAAUAAACUUGGGCUGUCUGUGUCCCUGCAUUUGCACCCA
Messenger RNA from Jaculus jaculus (lesser Egyptian jerboa), 1917 nucleotides. It is a transcript of the gene Gtf2f1, whose product is annotated as general transcription factor IIF subunit 1. Bases 326 to 1876 code for a protein of 516 amino acids. Gene Ontology annotation, molecular function: RNA polymerase II general transcription initiation factor activity; DNA binding; TFIIF-class transcription factor complex binding. Gene Ontology annotation, biological process: positive regulation of transcription elongation by RNA polymerase II; transcription initiation at RNA polymerase II promoter. NCBI's taxonomy places the organism in Eukaryota, Metazoa, Chordata, Mammalia, Rodentia, Dipodidae. The transcript has 13 exons. Gene Ontology annotation, cellular component: nucleus; transcription factor TFIIF complex. The record is from RefSeq and is a predicted model, not a curated record.